This is a messenger RNA of Emiliania huxleyi CCMP1516, 2601 nucleotides long. RefSeq lists its product as hypothetical. The record is from RefSeq and is a predicted model, not a curated record. Lineage: Eukaryota; Haptophyta; Isochrysidales; Noelaerhabdaceae. Gene Ontology annotation, molecular function: nucleic acid binding; helicase activity; ATP binding. Bases 1 to 2601 code for a protein of 866 amino acids. The transcript is spliced from 5 exons.
AUGCGCGCACAUGAUUUUGCCUCCGGCCUGCCCAUUGCAUCACUGUUGCCUGACGUGGUCACGUCUCUGCGCUCGGAGCCCAACCUGGUGCUCGAGGCGCCGCCGGGCGCCGGAAAGUCCACCGCCGUGCCGCUGGCUCUCCUCCGUGACGGUGACUUUGCAGACGGCAUCAUCAUGGUGCUCGAGCCGCGGCGCGUCGCCGCUCGGGCAGCCGCAGCGCGGAUGGCAUCGCUGCUCGGCCAGCCGCUCGGCGGCGAGGUGGGGUACCGGGUGCGGCAUGAAUCAAAGACGAGCCGCGAGACGCGGGUGCUCGUGGUGACCGAGGGCGUCCUCGUCAACAAGCUGCAGGCCGACCCGACUCUCGAAGGUGUCGCUUGCGUCAUCUUUGAUGAGUUCCACGAGCGGUCCGUCGACGCGGACCUCGCUCUGGCCCUCUGCCGCGAGGCGCAGGCGGAGCUGCGGCCAGAGCUGCGGCUGGUCGUCAUGUCGGCGACGCUGGGUGAGGCCCUCGGCCCGGCCGUCGCUGCCACACUCGGCGGCUGCCCGACCCUGACUUCGGACGGCCGCUGCUUCCCGGUCGAGCGGCGCCACCUCAGCGGAUCCCGGCCGCUCGCGCUCGCGGCGGCGGGGCACCCUCGAGAGGUGGAGGAGGCGGUGGCGGAGGCGGUGCUGAGCGCUCUCGCCGAGUCCGCGCAAGGCGACCUGCUCGUCUUUUUGCCGGGAGAGCGGGAGAUCCGAGGCGAGCAGCGGGCGGCGGUGGCGCCCGACCCGGAGGGGCGGCGGCGAGUUGUCCUCUCCACCAACCUCGCCGAAUCCUCCCUCACCAUCGAGGGCGUUCGGCUCGUCAUUGACUCGGGCUUGCGACGCGCCGCCGCCUACGACGCUGCCGUCGGCAUGUCGGCGCUAGUCACGCGUCCCAUCUCUGCUGCUGCGGCGGAGCAGCGCGCUGGUCGCGCGGGUCGAGUUGCGCCCGGCACCGCCUAUCGUUUGUGGAGCGAGCAGGAGCAUCUCCGCCUCGCGCCGCAGACGGAGCCCGAGAUUGCCCAGGCGGACCUUGCUCCGCUCCUGCUGCAGCUGGGUGCGUGGGGUGCCGGUGUGUCGGAUGAGGCGGCGGCAGCGCUGCCGUGGGUGACGCCGCCGCCCGCAGCGUCGCUGGAGCGCGCACGCACGCUGCUCUCUGGGUUGGGGGCGCUUGGAGGCGGUGCUGCCGCCCUCACGCCGCACGGCACCGCCUUGGCGCGGCUGCCUGCCCACCCGCGUCUUGCGCAUGUGCUGCUGCGCGCCGCGGCCGCGGCUUCGGGCGAUGCGGGCGGCGCGGCGUUGGAAGUUGCGAGUGCGGCGGUGGCGGUGGCGGAGCCGGGACCGCAGGCGGCAACCGGGGCGUGGCGGCGCGCAAAGCGGAACGCCCUCGAUUUGGCGGCGCAGGCGGGUCGCGUUGGCCGCACGGUUGGUGUCGGGGGCGGCGGGGAGCAAGGCGGCAGCAGCGGAUUGGCCGUGGCAUUCGCGGCAGAGGCAGCACGGCGAUCGACACCGACGCUGGAGGCACAGGUGGAGACCGUUGGCGCGCUCCUCUCCGGCGGCUACUUUGACCGCAUCGCGCAGCGGCAGCCGGGCAAGGAGAACACCUUCUCGCUCAGCAACGGCCGUGGAGCUUCCUUUGCCGCCGCUGCCGAGCCGCUUGCUUCAGCAGAGUAUCUCGUGUGCGUCUCGCUCGAUGGCGGCGACAAGCGGUCUGCGCGAAUACACUUGGCGGCGCCGCUCUCCCUCUCCGAACUGCGGGCGGCGCUAGGCGGCAGCGCCAUCCGAUGGAGCGACGACAUUUUUGUCGCGCCUUCCGACGGCUCUGUGCGGGCGCGGCGGGUCGAGCGAUUGGGAGCGCUCAUUCUCUCGCAGGAGCCGCUGCCCACGCCGCCGCCCGAGCUGGCGCGGCCGCUGCUGCUGAGCUUGCUACGGGAGCGUGGGCUGCGGCGCGCUCUCUUUGGCGGCGAGGGUGGCGUGACGCACCCGGCGCUCGAGCUUAUUGCGCGCGUGCGGCUGCUACGAGCCCUAGACCCAGAGGGCGGGUGGCCAGUGUGGGACGAGGCGGGGCUGAUGGCUGGCGCCGAGGACCAUGCCGGCUGGCUAGUCCCCGCUCUCGCCACCGCCACAAGCCUCAAGCAGUUGGCCGCCGCCGAUCUGCCGGUUGAGAAUGGAGGCGCCAGCACGGCUCGAGGUGCCGUCUGGGGCUUUGGUGCAGCUAAACUAUUGCUACUCCACUUGCUGACGCCAGCUGGCCGCGCCGCCGCCAUCACGGCGGAUCUGCCCUCGUUUUGGGCGGGGCCGUAUGCGCAGGUGCGCGCAGAGCUGCGAGAUAAGUACAAGCGCCAUCCGUGGCCCGACGACCCAGCGAACGCUGAGCCGACGCGGCUGAGUAAUCGCGCGCUAGCCAAGCAGGCGGCGUCCGGCGGCGGCCGGGCAUCGACGGGGGAGAGCGGCGCGGGCAGCGGCGAAGGCGGUGCGAAGAGGAGGAAGCAGGGCGGUGGGAAAGCGAAAACUGCCCCGAAGCCAAAGAAGGCGGGCAAGCUGCCGGGUGGGAAGCGUGGGCCCUUCAAGAGGCGUUGA